Molecule: messenger RNA, 564 nt
Organism: Glycine soja
Lineage: Eukaryota; Viridiplantae; Streptophyta; Magnoliopsida; Fabales; Fabaceae
Product: small ubiquitin-related modifier 1
Exons: 3
Coding region: 82-381 (99 amino acids)
Biological process (GO): protein sumoylation
Cellular component (GO): nucleus
Molecular function (GO): ubiquitin-like protein ligase binding; protein tag activity
Source: RefSeq, a predicted model, not a curated record
UCACAAUUUUUCUCAUACGGCAUUUGUCGGCGGUGACGAAAGGAAAGAAGAAGAAGAAGCGUUCUUUCGGAGAGUUCGAAGAUGUCGGGCGUUACCAACAACAACGAGGAAGACAAGAAGCCAACCGAACAGGGAGCACACAUCAACCUUAAGGUUAAGGGGCAGGAUGGGAAUGAAGUUUUUUUCAGGAUCAAGAGAAGCACUCAAUUGAAGAAGCUUAUGAAUGCUUACUGUGACCGACAGUCGGUGGAUUUCAACUCCAUUGCUUUUCUGUUUGAUGGACGCCGCCUCCGAGCUGAGCAGACUCCAGAUGAGUUGGAAAUGGAGGACGGGGACGAGAUUGAUGCCAUGCUUCACCAGACAGGAGGUUCUGUUGUCUGAAGGAUGUGAUUACCUUUGCUCUUCAUUAUAAGUAGGAAUUAGUUAACUUAGAGCUAUGUAUGGCAUAAGAUACAUAUUUUAUUAUCUGCUAUUAUAUACAGCUUUUGCCGGUGGAUUUUGGAGGCAUUGUGCUUCCUCUUCAAUAUGAUGAUUAUGAAUGGAUUGUUAUAUUUCUGCUUUAUC